ACUUACUACAUUCCCAAUCUCUCUUUUCACCUCCCUCCUCUCGAACUACCCUUCCUUGGACCAGCACACCCUCACAGACUCAGGAGACGAGAGACCUCGCAGCGGAAAAAGUAAUUCCAAAACAAAUUUAAAAUAAAAAGGUAGCUACUUGGGUGAGACGGAGAAUUGGUCGUCUCUCUGGUGGUUAAGCACUGUAGAGCAGCUGUUUCGGAGAUACGCAGUAAAGGAGAAGAGGUAAAAAAGAAAAAGGAAGGAAAUAAUAGUGACGGGGGUGGAAAAAAGGGUAUAUAGUGUGAGAUAGAAAGAGAAAGGGAGGAAAGAAAGAGAUGGUGGGCUCAGGAGCAUCAGAUAGGAGCAAAGAAGCUGUUGGGAUGAUGGCCCUUCAUGAGGCCCUCAGAACCGUCUGUCUCAACUCAGACUGGACUUACUCUGUCUUCUGGACCAUCCGUCCUCGCCCAAGAGUCAGAGGAGGUAAUGGCUGCAAGGUUGGAGACGAUAACGGCAGCUUGAUGCUGAUGUGGGAAGAUGGGUUUUGCCGAGGAAGGGUUUCAGAUUGUCUGGAGGAGAUGGAAGGAGAGGAUCCUGUCAGAAAAGCCUUCAGCAAAAUGUCCAUUCAGUUAUAUAAUUAUGGAGAAGGGUUGAUGGGCAAGGUUGCAUCUGAUAAGUGCCACAAGUGGGUCUUCAAAGAGCCAGCAGAAUGUGAACCCAACAUCUCCAACUACUGGCAGAGCUCCUUUGAUGCUCUUCCUCCCGAAUGGACCGACCAGUUUGAGUCAGGUAUUCAGACCAUCGCUGUAAUUCAAGCUGGCCACGGCCUCCUCCAACUUGGCUCUUGCAAGAUUAUUCCUGAAGACCUCCAUUUUGUGCUGAGAAUGAGGCACACAUUUGAAUCUUUGGGGUAUCAAUCUGGGUUCUAUCUCUCACAGCUCUUCUCUUCAACAAGGAGCACUACAUCUUCUACUUCACUCGCAUCAAAACCAUCCUCCACCAUGCCUACUCGAGCGCCUCCUCCUCUCUUCAACUGGGGUCAAAGGCCGCUCGUAGCUUCUACUGCAGCUUCAAUGCUAUCCUCACCCAAUUUUCAACACACAGCAAGACUCGGAGGUUUCCCACAGGCAAAAGACGAGACCCAUGUAUUUCUGAUGCCUCAUCAUUCAUCGUCCGGUCAACCUGCAAGAAUGGAAGAUAUGAUGGGGGAGAAUGAGAAUGACAUAAAAUGGCCAAAUGGGCUGUCCUUCUUCAAUGCUCUUACAGGACAAAACGAUGAUGCAACUAAGCUUCUGUUCAACCCUGAGAGCUUGGAGAACAAACCAGAUGAAGCCUCAAACCCGAACGAGUUCUUGAGCUUGGACAGCCACCACCAGACAGAUAGUGGGAGGAAAAUGGACAAGUUUAAGAGGAGCUUCACUUUACCUGCUAGAGUGGCUUCAUCUUCAUCAUCAACCUCCAUGGAUCAUCAUCAGCAUCAGCAACAACAGCCACCUGUGGAGUAUAGGAAUUCUGAAGGAGGUAUGUACUCGGAUGUCAUGGAGACCUUUUUGGAGUAAACUGAGGAAGAAGGAUGAGGAGGUGUUUGUACGUAGGCACAGUUGAUUACUAGUGUUCCUUUUUCUUUUUCGCCCUUACCAUGUGUUUGUCUUCUUCCACUUUGUAAUCCUGUGUUUGUGUUUUGACCUAAUGGGACUUCAUCAAUGAUCAUUCCUUUGUUA
Molecule: messenger RNA, 1709 nt
Organism: Prosopis cineraria
Lineage: Eukaryota; Viridiplantae; Streptophyta; Magnoliopsida; Fabales; Fabaceae
Product: protein RICE SALT SENSITIVE 3-like
Exons: 7
Coding region: 327-1547 (406 amino acids)
Source: RefSeq, a predicted model, not a curated record